AUGGUUGACGAAUUUGUGGAAAACUUCAAUAAUAUGGAUACCUCCAAUUAUAUUAGGAAUGUUAUUCAUAAUAAAUCGUGGAAGGAAAAUGAGGUUGAACUAUUAAAAAUGACAGAAUGGAUACUUGAAGAGAUAUAUGGCGUAAUCUGUAAUUUGGUACAAGUAUGGCCUGUAGUAUGCAAAGUGGGGGAACCUAUAUUACAGAUGCAAUCAUGCCGUUACUUCAUGCCAGUUUGGGGGACCUACCAAAUGGAUAUAUCUGUUUAA
Molecule: messenger RNA, 267 nt
Organism: Entrophospora sp. SA101
Lineage: Eukaryota; Fungi; Glomeromycota; Glomeromycetes; Entrophosporales; Entrophosporaceae
Source: the annotation of a GenBank genome assembly